ACCUCCCCUCCUUACAAACACUGCCCUUUGGCCUCCAGAUGGGGUUGGCCCAUACUUUCGGAGGAGGGAAGAAAGUUCCCUGAUGCUGAGACACCGAAGACCUGAUGCUCGAGAAGACAGGAUCGAGAGGUGCGCAGGAAGAAGUCAAGAUGGAGGGCCGAAAGCCCAGCAGUGGGACUCCUGCUCUAAAAUGCCCCCAGAAGAUCUCUCUCCUCUCUUCCCCAGUGCGGGCAGUCGUCCGCCUGCGGAGGACAGCCCACAUGUUGAAAAAAGGCCUCUCGCCAACUGAAAGAAGGACCCUGCAUGGAGAUGCCCAAUCAAAGCACCUUCAGCGGCAGAUCUCCUUGGGUAAAGCCAAACUGGGUAGUGCAUCGGCCUCUGUUUUGAGCCAAGCAAGCUUUGAGACGUCACAGUAUUUUACUUUCGACACAUCUGUGCAGCCUCAAACGAGAUCCAGCAAAAGGAAGAAGAGGAGUAAAAACCCCCGGGUGUUGUACCCGGGGAGCAGCAGGAGGUACCUGCCAACGGAGCAGAAGAGCAAAGCCAAGCGCUGCCUCCUCCUGCUUGUCAGCAUUGUUUGCUUCCAAAUAUUAAACGCAAUUGAGAACUUGGAUGAUAAUCUACUGAAGUAUGACUUAGAUGGGCUGGAGAAAACAAUGCGUCGAGAAGUCUUUGGGCAGAUUGUGGCCAUCGAGAACAUUAUGGCAUUGCUGAAAGACUACCUGGUAACACACAUACACAACAAGCCCUUGGUGAUUUCCUUCAAUGGGCCCAGCGGGGUUGGAAAGAGCCAUGUUGGUUGGUUGCUAGCCAAACACUUCCGGUCAGUCAUGGGCCACAAUUUUGUGCUCCAUUACUUUACGAUGCACCACUGUCCAGACAAUGCUUCAUCUUUAGCUUGCCAGCUGGAUCUGUCUGAGAAGAUUGGUGUCAUGGUAACCCAAGCGGAAAUAGAAGAGAAGAUCCCCUUGUUCAUUCUGGACGAAGUAGAACUCAUGUCUCCAGCCCUUCUGGAGACUCUUGGCAGAUUCUUCCAAAGUAACCAAACCAAUGAGUUCCUGAAUGCCAUAUAUAUCCUAAUAAGCAAGGUAGGGGGUAAAGAAAUUACAAAUUUCCUUCUGCAGAAUGUUUCCAGCGAUCUCCUACUGCCACAAAGCAAGGUGGAGGAGCUGCUGGCCUCGCUCCGUCCUGUACUCAGUCGUGUCCAUCCUCUUUGGGGCUCUGCGGAGAUUGUUCCAUUUGUGUUGCUGGAGAAGAACCAUGUCCAGAGCUGCUUCUAUGAGGAAAUGAUGAGCGAAGGUGUUUACCCCGACCCGAGCCACAUAGAGAGCUUAGCCAGUCAGCUCAACUAUUAUGUGAAAGGAGGGAAGCAGUUUGCUGUGACAGGUUGCAAACAGGUAGUGGCUUCUGUCAAUCUGCUGUAAGAGCCAAUGGAAAACCCAGGCCGGAGGACAUCUCUGAUGCUGGGGGGAUGUUCUGAUCUUGUUGACAGUAGGGGUUGUUCCCAGUUGAACAAGGAUGAGAGUUGUUCAGUAAAAAAAAGGUCAGUAGAAAUGUAUGCCAGUCAUGAAUGCCAAUUGACAGCUCCACGAAGAUCUUUUGCUUCCAUGGAUUCUUCCCCUCCUCAUAGAUUGUUCCACUCCAGUUGAUCCCUCCCUACUUCAUUAAUCUAGAAAUGCAAACCAGCAUCUUAGAAACAACAUAAUUCCUUUCAUGCCCCAACAUGGAUGUCUUCUUCAUUCUACCACGUUUACCAAGCUUUGAAUCUUUUGCUAGAUUCAGCCCGGAUUUGGACUGGUAACCUUUAGAUAUCGCACUGAUGCCCCAUUGUGGUGAGCCCCUCAAAGAUACAGAAUGAAGGGGAAAGAGGCUUCACCUAUUGACAGCUCAUUGGUUCUCGCUGGUCUAGUCAAGUUAUAAGUGCUUCCAUGUCAGGCUUUCUCCUCUCCCCUGCCCAGAAGUUUUAUUCUGACACAUCUGGACACUGCAGUGAGAAGCAAGGUUUUGUGCAGUUGGGUAUAUGAGGCAGAACAAGGAUUUAGGUUCUUUCUUAAAGAGAAAUCUUUGAGGGGGAAAAUGAAGAUGAAUACUGUAUUUCUCUACAACGUUAACUUUUUAUCUCCCUUUCCCCCCAUUUUUCUUUUCUUUUCUUAGAAAGAGAACAAGGAUGUGUGUGCUCUUAGACUGGUGGGUGGGUGUUGGAAGGACAUUGUUCUGUCUGCUUGUCCAGUGGUGGUGGGGAAAUCUUAAAUUAACCUUGUUCUGGUCUUGCCUGCGUGCUAUCUUAU
Messenger RNA from Eublepharis macularius, 2288 nucleotides. It is a transcript of the gene TOR4A, whose product is annotated as torsin family 4 member A. Bases 105 to 1424 code for a protein of 439 amino acids. The transcript has 2 exons. Gene Ontology annotation, molecular function: ATP hydrolysis activity; ATP binding. The record is from RefSeq and is a predicted model, not a curated record. NCBI's taxonomy places the organism in Eukaryota, Metazoa, Chordata, Lepidosauria, Squamata, Eublepharidae. Gene Ontology annotation, cellular component: nuclear envelope; endoplasmic reticulum lumen.